Molecule: messenger RNA, 285 nt
Organism: Protopolystoma xenopodis
Lineage: Eukaryota; Metazoa; Platyhelminthes; Monogenea; Polystomatidea; Polystomatidae
Source: the annotation of a GenBank genome assembly
AUGAAUGACAAACACCUCUGCUCUACUUACACAACUGUCUGCCUAGUACACUUGGCGCGGUUCCUGCAGCGACUCGGUUGCCUGACUCCGCCGAAUGCUGAGGACUCUUCUCGCGAGCCUUUGAGCCUACAUAGUCCAUUAAUGCGACAUGCAGCCUGUUUUAUUCAGCUCUCAGUAUUCGAGUACGGUGCUAACCUGUAUCGUCUUUUGGCUGCUAACGAGAUGCUUAAUUCCGUCCGCCAUUCACGGAGAAGUUAUUACAACACUUUUCAGGUAAAUAAAUAA